Molecule: messenger RNA, 1853 nt
Organism: Perognathus longimembris pacificus (Pacific pocket mouse)
Lineage: Eukaryota; Metazoa; Chordata; Mammalia; Rodentia; Heteromyidae
Gene: Rabggta
Product: Rab geranylgeranyltransferase subunit alpha
Exons: 17
Coding region: 132-1835 (567 amino acids)
Biological process (GO): protein geranylgeranylation
Cellular component (GO): Rab-protein geranylgeranyltransferase complex; cytoplasm
Molecular function (GO): Rab geranylgeranyltransferase activity; protein binding; zinc ion binding
Source: RefSeq, a predicted model, not a curated record
GCGCCGCUCUGGCCAGGCCGCCUCGUCGGCGCGCACCGCGGCCCCGCGUCCCGCGCCUCCUCCCCGCGCAGCCCGCGCGGCCGCCGCGGGACCCCUCGCCGGGCCGGCCUGACGGCGGAGGAGCCGGCACCAUGCACGGGCGCCUGAAGGUGAAGACGUCGGAGGAGCAGGCGGAGGCCAAGCGGCUGGAGCGGGCGCAGAAGCUGAAGCUCUACCGCGCCGCCACCCAGGCCGUCUUCCAGAAGCGCCAGGCGGGCGAGCUGGACGAGUCCGUGCUGGAACUCACAAGCCAGAUUCUGGGCGCCAACCCUGACUUUGCCACUCUCUGGAACUGUCGACGGGAGGUGUUCCAAAGGCUGGAGACCCAGAAGUCCCCCGAGGAGUUGGCUGCUCUGGUGAAGGCCGAGCUGGGCUUCUUGGAGAGCUGCUUGCGCGUGAACCCCAAGUCCUAUGGAACCUGGCACCACCGCUGUUGGCUGCUCAGCCGCCUGCCUGAGCCCCAGUGGGCCCGGGAGCUGGAGCUGUGCGCGUGCUUCCUCGAGGUGGACGAACGCAACUUUCACUGCUGGGACUACCGGCGGUUUGUGGCCGCACAGGCGGCCGUGGCCCCCGCCGAGGAGCUCGCCUUCACCGACAGCCUCAUCACCCGCAACUUCUCCAACUACUCCUCCUGGCACUACCGCUCCCGCCUGCUGCCCCGGCUGCACCCCCCGCCCGACGCCGGCCCCCAGGGGCGCCUCCCCGAAGACGUGCUGCUCAAAGAGCUGGAGCUGGUGCAGAACGCCUUCUUCACCGACCCCAACGACCAGAGCGCCUGGUUCUACCACCGCUGGCUCCUGGGUCGCGCCGACCCCCAGGACGCCCUGCGCGGCCUGCACGUGAGCCGGGAGGACGCCUGUCUGGCCGUCUGCUUCUCGCGGCCCGUCCUGGUGGGCUCCGGCGCCGAGGCCUUGCUGCUCACGGUGGACGGGUCCCUGCUGACGGCGGAGUGGAGGACCCCCGACGGCAGGAACCGGCACAGCCCCGUCUGGCUCUGCGACCUGCCUCCCGCCUCCCUCGACGGCCAGCGGCCCCAGCACACCUACCGCGUCACCUGGACGGCCAGCGGCUCCCAGAAGGAAUGUGUGCUUUUCCAAGGCCGCCAGGAAUGCUGGUGCCAGGACUCGGCCACCGACGAGCAGCUGUUCAGGUGCGAGCUGUCGGUGGAGAAGUCCACGGUGCUGCAGUCCGAGCUUGAGUCUUGCAAGGAGCUGCAGGAGCUGGAGCCGGAGAACAAGUGGUGCCUGCUCACCAUCAUCCUGCUCAUGCGCGCCCUGGACCCCCUGCUGUACGAGAAGGAGACGCUGCAGUACUUCCAGACCCUCAAGGCCGUGGAUCCCAUGCGCGCCGCCUACCUGGACGACCUGCGCAGCAAGUUCUUGGUGGAGAACAGCGUGCUCAAGAUGGAGUACGCCGACGUGCGCGUGCUGCACCUGGCUCACAAGGACCUGACCGUGCUCUGCCAUCUGGAGCAGCUGCUCCUGGUCACCCACCUGGACGUGUCGCACAAUCGUCUCCGCGCCCUUCCCCCGGGCCUGGCCGCGCUGCGGUGCCUCCAGGUGCUGCAGGCCAACGACAAUGCCAUAGAGUCCCUGGACGGCGUGGCUCACCUGCCCCAGCUGCGCGAACUGUUGCUGUGCAACAACCGCCUCCCGCGGCCGGGAGCGCUGCAGCCCCUGGCCUCCUGCCCCCGGCUCGGCCUCCUCGACCUCCGCGGGAACCCGCUGGGCCGAGCGGGCGACGUCUCGGAGCGCCUGGCCGAGCUGCUGCCCGCGGUCGGCAGCGUCCUCACCUGAAUAAAGAGCUGCCCCGCC